This is a messenger RNA of Haemonchus placei, 453 nucleotides long. The record is from the annotation of a GenBank genome assembly. NCBI's taxonomy places the organism in Eukaryota, Metazoa, Nematoda, Chromadorea, Rhabditida, Trichostrongylidae.
AUGCAGUCGUGCAGGGUUAACAGUGCAGGUCGUCCUUCAUUCGACCAAGGUGCUUGCAGAAGAAGAGUGAAAGAGCACUUUAGAAGCAACCUUGCGAAGAACAUCUACAACGAGAGCACUGGAAUGAAAAUGAAUUCACCUCUGAGGCUGUUCGUCCUCCUUGUGCUCUUCGCAUUAUGUGUUCUGGCUAAAGAAGGUAUUGGAAACACUGCGUCAAGUGGGAACACCACUGAUAACGUUAUAGCUCACACUAUCAAAGACAGCGGUCAUGAAAAGACUAAACAGCCCUGCCCAGAGGUGAGGAGAGAUGAUCACGAUGAUCAACGGGAGGACACAAGAGAAUCACCAUAUCGCGAACGUGGAAUGUCUCGCACGGUCACAUUUUUCGAUGUAAAGAAAGUUAAUUUGAAAGGCGACGAUGGUUACGACUACUACUGGCAUAACUUACGAUAG